Messenger RNA from Cebus imitator (Panamanian white-faced capuchin), 1765 nucleotides. It is a transcript of the gene OSCP1, whose product is annotated as organic solute carrier partner 1. The record is from RefSeq and is a predicted model, not a curated record. Gene Ontology annotation, cellular component: cytoplasm; plasma membrane. The coding region runs from base 132 to 1535 and encodes 467 amino acids. Gene Ontology annotation, biological process: transport. The transcript has 11 exons. Lineage: Eukaryota; Metazoa; Chordata; Mammalia; Primates; Cebidae.
CUGAUUGGCUUUUUUUUUCCCGUCGCGGCGUUGCCCUAGCAACCAGACUGCUGGGACGCGGCGGCCUGGCCUUUAGGCCACUGACUACCGAACCCUGGGGCUCUUCACCAGCCCAGCUCGCUUCCAGCACCAUGUCGGUGCGGACGCUACCGCUGCUCUUCUUGAACUUGGGCGGGGAGAUGCUUUACAUCCUGGACCAACGGCUGCGGGCCCAGAACAUCCCGGGAGACAAGGCCCGCAGAGAUGAAUGGACAGAGGUGGACAGAAAACGAGUUCUGAAUGACAUCAUCUCAACCAUGUUCAAUAGAAAGUUUAUGGAGGAAUUAUUCAAACCCCAAGAGCUCUACUCCAAGAAGGCCCUGAGGACUAUCUAUGAGCGCCUGGCCCAUGCCUCCAUUAUGAAACUGAACCAGGCCAGCAUGGAUAAGCUCUAUGACCUGAUGACUAUGGCUUUCAAAUAUCAAGUAUUGCUGUGUCCCCGACCCAAGGAUGUGCUGCUGGUCACUUUCAAUCAUUUAGAUACCAUCAAGGGAUUCAUCCGAGACUCCCCAACCAUCCUGCAGCAAGUGGACGAGACUUUCCGGCAGCUGAUAGAAAUAUAUGGUGGUCUUUCUGCAGGGGAGUUCCAGCUGAUCCGGCAGACGCUCCUCAUCUUCUUCCAAGACCUGCACAUCCGAGUAAGUCAAUGGGCAGCCCCAGGAACACCCAGGAGCUGCUGUACCAGAAAAACAACCCUGGCAGUCAUCAGGGCAGACAAGCACAGAGAUUUUGACCAGUUAGUGAUGUCCUCAGGGUUUGCCUCCCUAAUGAUAAAGAUAUUGAUAAUAAAUCUCAGCAUCUACCCUGGCCCCACCCCUGCCUUCCAGACCCACAUCUCCACCACCUUGCUGCUAAAACUUCCCACCAGGAUGCCCACCAGUGCCUACAACUUGAUGUCUGUAGCUAAACUAAUCUCCACAGUUCAGGACUACCUAAGCUUGGGGAACAUUCCAUCAUGUCAUACUUUGUAUUGUAGAAUGUUCAACAACAAAGGUGAAGAAGUGAAGAGGAUAGAGUUCAAGCAUGGUGGAAACUAUGUCCGAGCGCCCAAAGAAGGUUCUUUUGAACUUUAUGGAGACCGAGUCCUGAAACUGGGAACUAACAUGUACAGUGCGAAUCGGCCUGUGGAAACCCAUAUGUCUGGAUCAUCAAAGAAUGUAGCCUCAUGGGCCCAGGAAAGCAUUGCUCCAAACCCUCUUGCUAAAGAAGAGCUGAAUUUCUUGGCCAGGCUAAUGGGAGGGAUGGAGAUUAAGCAACCCAGCGGACCGGAGCCUGGAUUCCGGUUGAAUCUCUUUACCUCCGAUGAAGAAGAAGAACAAGCAGCGCUAACCAGGCCUGAAGAGUUAUCCUAUGAAGUUAUCAACAUACAAGCUACGCAGGACCAGCAACGGAGCGAGGAGCUGGCACGAAUCAUGGGGGAGUUUGAGAUCACGGAGCAGCCGAGCCUGAGCACCAGCAAGGGGGACGAUUUGCUCGCCAUGAUGGAUGAAUUAUAGCUGUUCUGACAGGCAUCCUCUGCUCCCUGGGAGUGGCUGCUGGAUGGUGACCCCUGGGGAAUGCCCCAGGCACAAAAUGAUGCUGCUAGUUUUCUAGUGAGUGAAACCAUUACAUCUAGUUCUUGUUUAUGUUGCAAGGAACUCUGUGAGUCUCCCUUGGGGAGCAUUCUCUCUCGAAGGCACACACAUACACAUAUUUUCAGUGAAAUAUAUUCUGACUUUUAAACUUG